This is a messenger RNA of Trichosurus vulpecula (common brushtail), 3501 nucleotides long. It is a transcript of the gene PPHLN1, whose product is annotated as periphilin 1. The coding region runs from base 248 to 1402 and encodes 384 amino acids. Gene Ontology annotation, biological process: negative regulation of DNA-templated transcription; protein localization to heterochromatin; negative regulation of gene expression, epigenetic. Gene Ontology annotation, cellular component: nucleoplasm. The transcript has 10 exons. The record is from RefSeq and is a predicted model, not a curated record. NCBI's taxonomy places the organism in Eukaryota, Metazoa, Chordata, Mammalia, Diprotodontia, Phalangeridae.
UCGCUUUUCGGAUGACGUAAGGCGCUCAAACUCACACUUUCGGGUUGAGUAGACAAACGGCGCGUUACGUAAUCGCUGGCGCGCCGGAUAUGAUGCUCUAGGGAAAACGGCGGAGCGUGGUCUGGUUAUACGGUUUCCUGUAAGUCCGGGUGCUUGAAGGUUUUCAGCUUUUGGAGGUGCAGCGUGGGGCGGGUUCUCCCGGGUAACUUCGAUGGUGGUGGAGUUUAUUGAUUCCUGAAAAGAUACAAUGGCAUAUAGAAGAGAUGAUAUGUGGUCUGAAGGACGCUAUGAGUAUGACAGACUUCCAAGAGAACGCUUACCUCCUCGAAGUCAUCCUGAGGAUGAGCCCAGCUAUCGAUGGCCAAGGGAUGAUCAUCCCAUAAGUAGACAGCCUGACUAUAGGAUCCAUGUGAUUGAGACAACAGAACAGAAAAUCACGACGGGGCGGAAAUCGCAGGGACUGCGACAGAGACAGGCACGGAGGCAGCGGAAGCUACACCGAGUAGUGACCAGUGUCCACCUGCAUCAUGAUCCUGCACCUACUCUUCUUGAUCUCCCUGAUAGAUCUCAGCAAGGGGACUCAGUCGCCAGCCCAACGACAUCACUGGGCGUUCAUCAGCAGCCCCCCUUGGCUGAGGGUGAUAAGCUAGGGGAUACCAGAGACGGCUUUAGAAGAAAAGGUUUCUACCCUUCCCAUUAUGGGAGAGAACGAUCUCCUCAUAAAAGGGACAAUCCAUUCUUCCGGGAAUCUCCUGUAAAUCGAAAAGAUUCUCCACACAGCAGAUCCGGCUCCAGUGUCAGCAGCAGAAGUUACUCUCCAGAGCGGAGUAAAGCUUAUUCUUUCCACCAAUCUCAGCAUAGAAGUAAAGAGAGACCUUCUGUCCAGUCUUUGAAAACAUCUAGAGAUACUUCUCCCUCCAGUUCCACAGCAGCUCCCUCAUCAAAGGUCUUGGAUAAACCUAGCAGGCUGACUGAAAAGGAGCUUGCUGAGGCUGCAAACAAGUGGGCUGCAGAAAAAUUAGAGAAGACUGAUGAGAAUAACUUACCAGAAAUUUCUGAUUAUGAUGCUGGAUCUUCAGCUCCGUUAUACGAUGACCAACCAGAAGAGCCUGAGACAAAUGCCACAGAUAGUAUUGAACUGUUUGAAGAUAACCAGGUAACCAGUCGCUCAAAAGCGAUAGCAUCAAAGACCAAAGAAAUUGAACAGGUUUAUCGACAAGACUGUGAAACUUUUGGGAUGGUUGUGAAAAUGCUGAUUGAUAAAGACCCUUCGUUAGAAAAGUCUGUACAGUUUGCUUUGAGACAGAAUUUACAUGAAAUAGGUGAGCGCUGCAUUGAAGAACUGAAGCAUUUCAUUGCAGAGUAUGAUGCUGCCAAUCAAGAAUUUGGGGAGUCUUUCUAAGAUUUCAUGCUGAGGCAAAAGAUAAUGUACUUCUUUAUUUGUUUUUUUUUCCUGGAUUAUAUAAAUCCUUAAUAUAUGGAAUAAUUUUGUAGGUUAUUAGGGAGAUAUUUUAGUACAGUUAGCCACACACUUAGAUAUCUUCAUCAUUAUUAUAUCGAAAGAAUAUCUAAAAAUGUUUUUGUUAGCACUGGGCAAAGAUUCUUGAUCCAUAACUAAGCAUAAGCUUUUUUUGUAGGAUGAAGCGUGUCAAUUCUUUUUUCUAGUAUGCCUCUUUGCAAAAAAAAAAAGAAAAAAAGGUCUAGAGGUUAGUUUUCUACAAUUGUUUGUCUUCAGUCUCAGACACCAUUUAAUCAUAUGCUUUGUCAUGCGAAUUUAAACUUAGUUUGUCAAUUAGAAAUUACUCUGAAAUCAUUUUUUCCAAGUCAUUGAAAACUCUUUGAAUUUCCACAUGACCUGUAUUUCAAAAGACUUGAUUUUAUUGCUUGACUUGUUUCUUAAGCCUUCAAACUUUUAAACAUUCUGAUGAUCUACUUUCUACAUUAGCUGACUACUUGAAGUUAUCCCAAUAUAAAUAUACUAAUUUGAUUGCGUAAAAAUUGCUUUAAAAAAAUCCUAAAACUUUAAUAACGUCUAGAUCCAAAAAUAAAGGCUUUUCAGUAUUAAAUUGUUAAUUCAAAACCAUCUAUGUUCCAUUACUUCUGAAUCUCAUAAAUACUUAGACUGAAAUAUGAGUCUUAUAAGAUCACAUCUGUGUCAGAUGGAAGGGUAAUUUGUGAAUUGAAAGGUGAGUGACAUAUUUAGGCUGAGAUUUUUCACAAAUUUUGUAGGCCUAGAAAGAAGUCUUUAUCAACAUGAGAAAACACUAUUUUCCCCCCAUAGGUCUUUAUUUCAGAGUUUUAUCAGUUUGUCUUUUGCCCCAUGGAUCAUUAGGAAAUUAAUAUAUUGUAUCAAUGAUUUCAGCCUAAAGGCUUGUUUAUUUAGCUCUCCUUAUUAGGGACUCCCAGGACCAUGGAUAUUCUACCGAUUUUUGAUGUUAGGUAUGACAAAUUUACUUUUUCUUUUUGUGGCAUUAAUAAGUCACAGAGUUUUAAAUCAUGUUAUCAUUACUGCCUACUUUACCUAUCUUUCCAGUGUCUCUUCUCUAAAACGAAUUCUGCUAUCAUUUUAGUGGCUUAUUUUGAUAAUGUUUUGAAGGCUUCCAAACAGUAGGGACCAAAAUUAUGUUAAAUGUUCAUUUCCAGCUAGCCAUUUAUUUAAAAAUCAUGCUAGAAUGGAAAUAGGGAAACAGUUAAGUGGUACUGGAUUAGAGUAUUGUACCUGAAAAUUGGAGGAGUAAGACAAAAAUAUAAUUCCAAAUCAUCUCCAACCUCAGCCUUGCCAAAUUAGGCCACUUUGAGUCAUGGUUUUUGAUACUUAAUAUGCUAUUCCACAGUUUCUGAACCAUAAACUAGAAUUAAUCCUUAUCCAUCAUCUUUGAUAUUCUUCUCCAAUGUGUGAGACUAUUUUAUUAGCUACCUAGCCUAGAGAAAACUAAGGCAAUAGUGGUUUUAUUACUCAAUUCUCUCAUUUCCCUUUUUCUUUCAUUUAAUUUUAUUAGGUAAUAUCACUUCCUAAAUAAAAAAAUGAGAAAAUACAGUAAAGAUACCAAAAACAAUGAACAAUUUUUUUUUGUUGUUGAGCUUCAUUAAAAAUAGUUUUACUGAGUUAAAGUCUGUUGGUUAACCAGUUAAAUAUAGUUUUGUUCUUCCUCUCCUGAAAGCAUUGUGUGUAGUAGCUAAAAAUUUUUGACAGCCAUCAACAAUAUUUUUGUAGGGAUAUCUGUUAAUUGUGGAAAAAAAGAUAGGCUUUAAAAGGUAACUUUGCAGCAUGCAAAUUCAAAUGUGAACCAGAGUGGUUUAUGUUGUAAGUUCUUGUUAAAAUGUUUUUUAUUAGAGAAUUACCCAUUAUUCUCUGCGGAAUAUCCCCAGGUAAUGUGCUUUCAGUAUGUCUUCUUAAUGCCUUGCUGUGCCUGUAGUUGAAGUUCAAAGGGAAAAUGGAGUUUUGUGAGGCCUACUUGUAUAAACUUUUAAAAAAUAAAUAAAACAACCAGUUUAAAAUAA